AUGUCCAAAAUAGUCGGAGUUGAAUACAACCGCGUUACAAAUACUACGUCCACCGAUUUUCCAGGUUUCCAGAAGGACCAGGACGCUGCAUGGAACGUGGAGACUUUCAAAAACACAUUUGACGUGAAGAUCAACUCAUUGGAUGAACGCGAGGCUAACUUUGAUCUGGUGCACAUUGACACCUCGGUGACUAAUGCUUUCCGCCGUAUCAUGAUCUCUGAAGUUCCUUCAGUUGCCCCAGAAUAUGUUUACUUUUUCAACAACACAUCAGUGAUACAAGACGAAGUGCUGGCCCAUAGAAUUGGACUCACACCACUCAAAGUGGAUCCCGACAUGCUCUCUUGGGUGGACACCAAUUUGCCAGAGGCUGAGAAAUUCACGGAUGAGAACACCAUAGUUCUCACGCUGAAUGUGAAAUGCACGAGAAACCCAGAUGCUCCAAAAAAUUGUACGGAUUCCAAGAUACUGUACCGCAAUGCGCACAUUUAUGCGCGUGACUUAAAGUUCGAACCACAAGGCAAGCAGCUCACAACUUUUGCUAAAUGCCCUGUUGUGCCUGCUGAUCCGGAUAUUCUACUUGCCAAGUUAAGACCCGGUCAGGAAAUUUCCUUGCGGGCCCAUUGUGUUCUGGGUAUUGGUAGCGACCAUGCCAAAUUUUCUCCUGUUUCAACUGCCUCCUACAGACUCAUGCCUCAUAUCAACAUUACACAACCAAUAUCUGGUGAAUCAGCGAAAAAGUUUGCCAAAUGUUUCUCGCCUGGUGUCAUUGGCAUCGACGACUCGGGCAACGCGUUUGUUCAGGACGCAAGAAAUGAUACUGUAUCAAGAGAGGUUUUGAGACACGAAGAAUUUGAAGAUAAGGUCAAGCUUGGAAGAGUGAGAGACCAUUUCAUUUUCAACGUCGAAAGCACUGGAGCUAUGACCCCAGAGGAAAUUUUCUUCAAGAGUGUCAGAAUUCUAAAAAACAAAGCCGAAUAUCUAAAAAACUGCCCGAUUUCUCAGUGA
Lachancea sp. 'fantastica' is the source of this 1005-nucleotide messenger RNA. Lineage: Eukaryota; Fungi; Ascomycota; Saccharomycetes; Saccharomycetales; Saccharomycetaceae. The record is from the annotation of a GenBank genome assembly.